AUGUGGGAGUAUCAUGGGGAAGAUAUUACAGAAGUAAACGAAGACCGAGAGGAACUGAAAACAAAUAAUGAAGAAGACGAAAUAUCAUGUGAUAGUGAUAAUGAAGAAGAUGACGAUAUGAUACCAACAUUAGAAGAUUUAGCUAAUCAAUAUCAUCAUAAUAUUGAUUUUGUGAACCUUGGAGAUUCAAAUGACCACAACAAUGAAAGGAAUACAUUGCCUGAAUUAUUUGCUGAAGUAGAAAAAGAGUUGUAUUUUGGAUGCACAAUAUUCUCAAUCUUAACAUUUAUUGCUAAUUUAAUGCACAUUAAAGUUAUGUGUGGUUGGACCAACAAAUCAUUUGACUUGUUGCUUGACUUACUUUGGAAAGCAUUUCCCAAAGACAAUAAGAUUCCACGGUUUUAUUAUGAGGCUAAGAAAAUGCUGCGUGAUCUUGGUUUAGGGUAUGAAACUAUUCAUGUAUGUGAGUUUGAUUGUGCUUUAUACUGGAAAGAAAAUAAAAAUGCUGAAAGAUGUCCGAUAUGUGGUCAUGAACGAUACAAAUUCCAAGGAACUAAAGGUAAGAAGAUCCCAAAUAAAAAGAUGCAAUAUUUUCCUAUAACUCCACGUUUGCAACGACUUUUUAUGUCUCGCCAUACAUCAUCUGAUAUGAGGUGGCAUAUGGAAGAACGUGUUGAUACUGAAGGUGUACUUAGACACCCAACAUAUGCAAAUGUUUGGAAGAAUUUUGAUAGACAAUAUCCUGAUUUUGCAAAAGAAUCUAGAAAUGUUAGGUUAGGAUUUGCAACAGAUGGGUUCAAUCCAUUUGGUGAUUUAUCAAACUCGUAUAGCAUGUGGCCAGUGUUGCUAAUGCCAUAUAACAUGCCACCAUGGAGAUGUAUGAAACGAGAAUUCUUAAUGAUGGCAUUACUAAUUCCAGGACGUCGUGCUCCAAGUAAAGACAUAGAUAUCUAUUUAGAAUCUUUGAUCGAUGAGCUUAAGGAACUAUGGGAAAAUGGUGUACACACUUUUGAUAUUAUCAAUAAAGAAUAUUUUACCACGCGUGCUGCAAUAUUGUGGACAAUAAAUGAUUUUCCAGCAUAUGGUACUGUAUCUGGGUAUAGCACUCAAGGGUAUAAGGCUUGUCCUGUUUGUCAGGAUGACACAUUUUCAUUUCGAAUAAGAAGAAAAAUAUGUUUUAUGGGUCAUCGUCGAUAUUUGUGUCCGAAUCACGAAUGGCGCAAUGAUAGAGAGUAUGAUGGUACAACUGAAAGACGUUUGCCUCCAAGAAUUUUAACAGGAGAAGAAAUCUUAGAUAAAUUAAAAGGUGUGUGGAAAUGUAGGCCAGGUAAAAAUGAUAAGAUCAUUAAGGACAAUAAGCAACAAAUGAAUGAUGCAUGUUAUGAAAACAAAACGAACUGGAAGCGAAAAAUUGGCACAAUAUUUAGUAUCGAUGGGAAGUCUAAAGAUACUAAAAAUGCAAGACUUGAUUUACAAGACUUAAAUAUUCGUAAGCAGCUACACUUGAAAAAGAAGGGGAAUAACUGGUUGAAACCAGCAGCAUGUUAUACGUUAUCAACGAAGGAACGACAAGAAUUUUGUACGUUUAUAAAGUCUGUAAAAUUUCCUGAUGGAUAUGCAGGAAAUAUUUCUCGAAAUGUUAACAGGUUGUUACCUAUUGGACUAAGACCAUAUUUGAAAAAGAAAGUGAUGGAUGUAAUUGCUAAGUUGUCGUUAUUCUUCAAAAAGUUAUGUGCGAGGACAUUAUAUGUGAAAGACUUAGAUGAAUUGGAAGAGGGCAUUGUGUUCACGCUAUGUAAAUUAGAAAGUAUUUUUCCUCUUGCUUUCUUCGAUGUGAUGAUACAUCUUGCGGUGCACCUGCCAUUAGAAGCUAAGUUAGGCAGUCCAGUACAAAUGAGAUGGAUGUAUUCGAUUGAAAGGGAAUUAGGUCAUUUGAAAAAAUAUGUAAAGAACAAAGCCCGACCUGAAGGUUCCAUUGCUGAAGGAUACGUUAUUACUGAGGCAUUAAAUUUAUGUUCAAUGUAUCUUUGUGGAAUAGAAACACACUUUAAUCUUGUAGAUCGUAAUCCUGAACACAUUGGAAUUAGAAAACAAUCUACCCUAUCUAUAUUCAACGUGCCUACAAGACCAUUUGGAAGACAAUCAUCUAUCACAUUGACUCAAGAUCAACGAAACCAACAUAAAAUUAAUCUUUCAAGUGCUUAUUAUGAAAACAGUGAACAUAGAUUAUUCUUACAAUCACAAGGAAUUUUGGAUAUUGAUAAAGUGCAAAAGAAUGAAUUUUCAACUUGGUUUGAAAAUAAAAUAAAAAAAAAGAAUGAAACAUCAUCCGGUGAAGCACAAGAAAAUUUGUAUGCAAUUGCAAUGCAACUAGAUUAUUUGGAAGUGCAUUACCUAUAUUGGAACAAAGUUAUAUUGUUCAAAUGUUCUUGGUACAAUACCAAUGAAAGUGAAAAUAGAAUGUAUACUGAAUAUCAUUUUACUAGUAUAAACACCAGCUCAAAAUGGUUUGAAGAUGAACCAUUUGUUAUUGCCAAUCAAGUAAGUUCAGUUUUUUAUUUGGAGGACCUUAACAAAAAUAAAGAUUGGAAAGUGGUGCAGAAAGUAAAUCAUCGUCACAUCUGGGACAUACCAUCAAAGCCAGAGGAUGGUGAAGUUGAUGAUGAAGAUCCCACUAUCAUCAAUUCCGAAGCAUAUCAAGAAGAAUCAUCGAAUGACAUUGACAUAAAUUUUGAUUCAACGACAAGUGAUACUAAUCUUAUUCGAGGUGAUAUUGCAGAUAUAGAAUGUGAUGGUGGAUUGUUCAAUGAUCUUCUAAUAGAUCAUAAUGAUCAAGUUCAAAACAAAAUAAACAAUGAUGACACUGAUGAAGAAGCUUUACUUAAUGAUUCCGAAGAAACAAUUUUGAGUGAUGAAAGUGAUUAA
Messenger RNA from Humulus lupulus (European hop), 2925 nucleotides. RefSeq lists its product as uncharacterized. The record is from RefSeq and is a predicted model, not a curated record. The transcript is spliced from 7 exons. Bases 1 to 2925 code for a protein of 974 amino acids. NCBI's taxonomy places the organism in Eukaryota, Viridiplantae, Streptophyta, Magnoliopsida, Rosales, Cannabaceae.